This is a messenger RNA of Xenopus laevis (African clawed frog), 1618 nucleotides long. RefSeq names its product ornithine decarboxylase. The transcript is spliced from 10 exons. The record is from RefSeq and is a predicted model, not a curated record. The coding region runs from base 140 to 1441 and encodes 433 amino acids. Lineage: Eukaryota; Metazoa; Chordata; Amphibia; Anura; Pipidae.
GACGCCUUCUACUUUCUAAUUACUUUUCUUUUGCCUGCAGCAAAUGCAGACUUUCUUCAUAUGGAAAAGCUACGAUCACCUGCUCGUGGAAAUUUGAUUUGAUAAAUCGUGAUUGUGGCAAAAAUCUUGAUCCUGGAAAAUGUCAUUGAUUAAGGUCAUAACAAAUGAAAGAAUAGGAGAGAUUCCAGACAAAAGAAAUAGACUGGGUCCUGUCACCCUUUUAAAUAGGAUAAAUCUGACUUUACUAGACACUGGGACAUCAGCACAACAGUACCUCAAGCAGAAAAUCAGCAAUAACAUAGCACAGGGAAAUCAUGAUGCCUUUUAUGUUGCAGACCUUGGAGACAUAAUAGAGAAACAUUGGCGGUUUUUGAAAGAGCUACCCCAAGUGAAGCCUUUUUAUGCAGUAAAGUGCAAUGGCAUAAGGGAGGUGGUUCAAACGCUGGCAGCUCUUGGUACAGGAUUUGAUUGCGCCAGUAUGGGAGAAAUAGAUAUGGUGCUGAAAAUGGGGAUUCCAGCUGCUGACAUUAUCUAUGCUAACCCUUGCAGGCAGGUAUCACACAUCAAAUAUGCUGCUGAGCAUGGUGUGUGCAGAAUGACAUUUGACUGUGAAGCCGAACUGUUUAAAAUAGCAGCCUCUCAUCCAAAAGCGGAGAUGAUUCUCCGCAUUGCAACCGAUGACAAAGACUCUUGGUGUGCCCUUAGUAGCAAAUACGGUGCGCAUCUGGAGGAAUGUGAGGAUCUUCUCAAGAAAGCUAAGAAUCUCAAUAUCCAAGUAAUCGGAGUGAGUUUUCAUACUGGUUCUGGAUGCACAAACACUCAUCCCUUUUGCAAAGCCAUUGAAGAUGCUAGAAAGGUAUUUGAUAUUGGGCAGAAGUUGGGAUAUCAGAUGAGACUGCUAGAUAUCGGAGGUGGUUUUCCUGGGGAAUCUGAGUUCCAACCAACAUUUGAGGAGUUUGCAGCGGUCAUCCGUCAAUCUCUGAACCAGUACUUUCCUAAUGAUCAGGAUGUAGAGAUCAUUUCAGAACCUGGAAGAUAUUAUGUGGAAUCAGCUUUCACUGUUGCAUUGAAUAUUAUUACCAAGAAGGAGAUGUAUGACAAAGGUGCAGAAGGAGAGAGGAGAAGGAAAUUCUCUUAUAUAUUAAAUGAUGGGAUAUAUGGAACUUUUCUUGAAUUUUGUUUACUAAAAGAAAAACGAAAACUGAAGCCAAUAUUAUACAAGGAGUUUGCCACUGAACAGAAGCUCUUUCCGAGCAUUCUUUGGGGUCCCACCUGUUCAAAUUUGGAUGAAAUAGUGAAUGAAGUUUAUCUUCCAGAGCUAGAAACAGCAGAUUGGAUCAUAUUUCAAAAUAUGGGAGCUUACUCUCUCUGCAUGAGUACUUCAUUUAAUCAGUUUCCCCAACCAACUGUGUAUUUUGUGCUAAGCAAAGGGCAUGUGUGAACUUCUGGAUAGGUACUGGCUUAGGGUAGAAAAUGUGUAGCGUAAUAAACUGCUAUAGAAUCAACAUCAGGAACAUAUUGAGAAAAAAAAAUUUAAAUAUCAAGUCACAUCACAUAUACACUGAAAUAGCUUCUACAAGGAAGUGCAAAAAAGUAGAAAAUAAAAGAAAUUAAAAUU